This is a messenger RNA of Fonsecaea nubica, 2316 nucleotides long. RefSeq lists its product as hypothetical. The coding region runs from base 1 to 2316 and encodes 771 amino acids. Gene Ontology annotation, molecular function: catalytic activity. The record is from RefSeq and is a predicted model, not a curated record. Gene Ontology annotation, biological process: nucleoside metabolic process. The transcript is spliced from 3 exons. NCBI's taxonomy places the organism in Eukaryota, Fungi, Ascomycota, Eurotiomycetes, Chaetothyriales, Herpotrichiellaceae.
AUGUCCAUCCGCACCGUUCAAGACUACAAAAUUGGCUGGAUAUGUGCGCUAAACAUCGAACUGACCGCCGCCAUAGCCAUGUUGGACGAAGAAUAUGAGAUGAUGGCCGGACAUGACCCGCAGGACCAUAAUUCUUACGUGUUGGGGCGUAUUCAUCAGAAUAACGUGGUGAUUGCGUGCAUGCCCGAAGGAGUGGAUGGGUUAGUGCCGGCGGCCAAUGUAGCCAAGGACAUGGUGAGAACGUUCCCCGCGCUUCGAGUCGGCUUAAUGGUGGGCAUUGGCGGUGGGAUCCCCGAUCUCUCCAAGGGAAUCGACAUUCGCCUGGGAGAUGUUGUGGUCAGUAAACCAGAGAAAACUUGGGGAGGUGUGGUCCAAUAUGACAAGGGUAAAGCCGAGGACGGAGGGGAAUUCGUGGUCAAGGGGCAGCUGAACCAGCCACCAGCUCUCCUAUUGAAAACACUCGCUCAACUCCGAGCACGACAUGCUAUGCACCCCAGUAAGGUAUCGGAUUAUAUUACCGAAGCGAUCGAACGAAAUCCUAUGAUGGAGGAGACCGGCUUCACUAUUCCGAGCGAGGCUGAUUGCUUCUACUGCCGUGUCUGCCAUAGGGAUAUUGAGAGCCCAGUAGGUGACUGCGAAGGCUUGCACACCAAGCGAAAGCAGCGGAAAAAUAGCAGGCCAGUGGCUCACUAUGGAAUCAUCGCGUCAGGAAACCAGGUGGUGGAGGAUGCAGUAGUGCGCGACCGACUGCGGAAUCAAUUUAAUGCCUUCUGUGUCGAAAUGGAGGCGGCAGGGCUGAUGAACGAGUUUCCGUGUCUUGUGAUCCGCGGCAUUUGCGAUUACGCCGAUUUGCACAAGAACGACGCAUGGCACCGGUAUGCUGCGAUGACCGCUGCAGCGUACGCCAAAGAAUUUCUUCAAUACAUUUCGCCAGCGCAGGCCAGUCAAGAACAGCCUAUCAAGGACGUACCAGGUUUACUUAAUGAGAUCCGCCUUACCUCAAACGCCCAACUCGAGGCCACCAAAGCGCAGACCCGGCAAAGUAAAACCCAAUAUGAAAGCGAAUACCACCACCGAUGCCACCGGACGUUCAAAAUCAGCCCGUAUGAGACACAGAAGGAUAUUAAUCCUGAGCAGGUAGCUGGCACUUGUCAAUGGGUAUUGUCUCACCCUCAAUACCAGCAAUGGCUCGGCAAAACCCAUGAUGACCUCCUCUGGAUCUCGGCAGAUCCGGGCUGCGGCAAGUCGGUCCUCGCUAAAUCGCUCGUUGAUAUAGAGCUACGAAAUACUAACAACCAUACGGUAUGCUAUUUCUUCUUUAAAGACAACGAGGAGCAAGAUCAUAUGUCGACGGCUCUAUGCGCUAUCCUCCAUCAGCUAUUCUCUCACCAGCCGGUGCUCAUUCGACAUGCCGUUCCAGUCUGGGAGAAGAACGGCGAUAAACUCGUGAAGGAGGAGGCCGAGCUAUGGCGUGUGCUAAUUACCGCGGCGAGAGAUGAGCAGGCUCACGACGUGACGUGCGUUUUAGAUGCGCUGGACGAAUGUCGAGAUAAAGACCGUGGGAGGCUGAUCGAGAUGCUUUCCAGCUUUCAUUUCCAGGCAUCGACCGCUUCGUCCACAAGAAGGCAAGGACGACUGAAAUUUCUCGUGACCAGUCGGCCCUAUGAUGACAUCCAAGCGGUCUUCCAAAAGACACUAGUCAAUCUGCCUACGAUCCGUCUACGGGGAGAAGAGGAGAAUGACCAAAUUCACCAAGAAAUUGACUUGGUCAUUAAAAUGCGAGUGGGAAAACUAGCAACAGACUUAAAAUUGGAUGGCGAUACAAAGGAUCAACUGCAGACCCAACUUCUAGGGAUGGAGCAUCGCACGUACUUAUGGCUGUAUCUCGCGAUUGAGAGUAUAUACCAGACUUUCCGUGACUGUAUGCGACUUGAAGAAGCGUCAAUUGAGUUACUCCCGUCGACAGUGGAAGACGCAUACGAGAAGAUUUUAGCCCGAGUUUCUCAGAAGCAAAGAGGCAACGUCAAAAAAAUCCUCCAGAUUGUGGUUGGUUCACGGCGGCCACUCCACGUCGAAGAGAUGGCCAUCGCUCUCGGAAUAGCCACGUCAACGCACCCGCAGUCCCUAUACAAGGCCAAACUCGAUCCUAUCAGGCUAUUGGAUAAUAUUCGUGGAGGCAUUGCCUUGAUCCGCGAGGGAUUGAGAGAGACAUGGUUCGAAUAUGCGUGGAAUUUCUGUCCUUUGACGAUGUUGCAGCAACCGUACAGUCCCUUAUCCCCCGAGUCCAAGAUUCCGCAAAACUUGACGGCCUUUUAG